Neltuma alba is the source of this 1806-nucleotide messenger RNA. RefSeq names its product UPF0481 protein At3g47200-like. The transcript is spliced from 8 exons. The coding region runs from base 1 to 1806 and encodes 601 amino acids. NCBI's taxonomy places the organism in Eukaryota, Viridiplantae, Streptophyta, Magnoliopsida, Fabales, Fabaceae. The record is from RefSeq and is a predicted model, not a curated record.
AUGGCGGAAGUAACAGAUUCUGAAACAAAAGACCCAGAGGUCUUGGGGAGUCCUCCACAAACCAUAAGCACUUGUUCUGAAGAUACGAUUGCUCCAGAAAUCAAGGAGCAAGGCUUCCAAAUUGAUCCAUAUAUCAUGGAGAUGGAGACAUGGUCAACUGGUGCACCACUAAUGAGUAGUGGUUUACACACGGUUCAGAGUUGUGGUCCACAAAUGACUGAUCAAUAUUCUGUCGACAUUCACCCAGCAAUGAAUAUCCCUAAUCAAACUUGUGCUGCUCAAUAUUCUGACGACGUGAGUAUUGCAGACGUUAUAGUUUCUCAGAGUGCUCAACAAGCGGUUCAGGGUUGUGGUCCACAAAUGACUGAUCAAUAUUCUGUCGACAUUCACCCAGCAAUGAAUAUCCCUGUGAGUGCGCAACAAACCAAUCAAACUUGUGCUGCUCAAUAUUCUGACGACGUGAGUAUUGCAGACGUUAUAGUUUCUCAGAGUGCUCAACAAGCCAUUGACAUUAGGACUCCGCAAAUGAGUGCUUCACGACUGGUGGUAACUAAAGACAUCGAAGAACUUAUUCAAGAUUGUGGAGAUGGUCAUUUGUCACCACACUGUUGUAUCUACAGGGUGCCCAUUAAGCUCCGUGAUCUUAAAAAAAAUGCUUACACUCCAAAAGUUGUUUCCAUUGGCCCCUUUCAUUAUCGCAAUGAGGAGCUGCAAGACAUGCAAAGGCAUAAACAUAUACUGUUCAAAAGGUUUACAAAAAGAACCAAGUCAAGUUGUUGCGAAUUGGUUGAAUUUGUACAACAACUAGAGCCACGAGUCCGUGCUUCUUAUUCAGAUACCAUUGACCUUACUGAAAAAGAACUUGUGAAGCUGACAUUAAUUGACGCUGUCUUCAUCAUUGAACUCUUCAUCAUGCCCCAUUUUCGUGAUGAGGAACCCGAGGAUGCUAAAUUGUCACAGCCAUGGUUAGCGGAUUCUAUACGUCUAGAUCUACUUUUACUUGAGAAUCAACUUCCAUUCUUUGUUAUUGAAAAGCUGUUCAAUGAAGCUUUGCCCCAUGAUCGUCGCUAUGGCCUCCCUUCAUUUCUUGAGCUCACUCAUAACUAUUUUGCGUAUCGCAACAGACAAGAAUUAGGGCCUCAUUCUAGUGUUGAUAUGAAGCAUUUCACAGAUCUCCUUAGAUUGUUUUACAAGAAAAGAAAAACGUCUGAAAGGAAGCCAAACACAGAGGGUAAGGAUGAAUGGACGAGAGUCCCAAAGGAUGGAAGCCGUAUUCUUUUAUACAAUGCGAAUGCAUUGGAAGAAGCAGGCGUAACGUUGAAGGGUGGUGAGAGUGAACACUUAUUGGACGUGGAAUUUUCAGGAAAUAUUCUUAAAAUUCCACAUAUUGUGGUGGAUGAUAACACUGAACUUUUGUUUCGUAACAUGAUAGCAUUAGAACAAUGUCAUUAUCCUGGAAAUGCUGACAUUACUGAUUAUGCUCUCUUGUUGGAUUGGCUAAUAAACACAGAAAAAGAUGUGGAUCUCCUCGUUCGUGAGAACAUAGUUAGGAACUAUUUAGGUGAUACGAAAGACGUUGCCACAUUAUUUAAUGGUCUUUCAGACAAUGUCGUUCAGUCAACUAUCAGUCCUCACUAUUCGGACACUUGCAAAAAAUUGAAUGGGUAUUGUGAAAGGCCUCGGCACAGGUGGAAGGCAACCCUAAGACGUGAUUAUUGUCCUACACCUACGGCAACUGUUGCUUCUGUAUUCGCCUGUUUGACACUUUUUCUAACCAUACUUUCUAUCCUCCAAGCAGCCAUUUAA